AUGUGGUGUGUCCUGCGCGGCUGGAGGCGCGGGCGCCUGAGCCCCUGGGGGGUGCAGGGCCGGCAGCGGCCCCCGGCCUCCCGGGCCCUGGCCGGCGCGGCCGCGGGCAGCGGGCAGGAGUACAGCCACGUGGUGGUGGGCGCGGGCUCGGCGGGCUGCGUGCUGGCCGGCCGGCUCACCGAGGACCCGGGCGCGCGCGUGCUGCUGCUGGAGGCCGGGCCCAGGGACACGCGCGCGGGCAGCAAGCGGCUCCUCUGGAAGAUCCACAUGCCCGCGGCGCUCGUGGCCAACCUGUGCGACGACCGGUACAACUGGUGCUACCACACGGAGCCGCAGGCCGGCAUGGACGGCCGCGUGCUGUACUGGCCGCGCGGCCGCGUGUGGGGCGGCUCCUCGUCGCUCAACGCCAUGGUGUACGUGCGGGGCCACGCCGAGGACUACGAGCGCUGGCAGCGGCAGGGCGCCGCGGGCUGGGGCUAUGCGCACUGCCUGCCCUACUUCCGCCGGGCGCAGAGCCACGAGCUGGGCGCCAGCCGCUACCGCGGCGACCAAGGCCCCCUGCACGUGUCCCGGGGCAAGACCGACCACCCGCUGCACCGGGCCUUCCUGGAGGCGGCGCAGCAGGCCGGCUACCCGCUCACCGAGGACAUGAACGGCUUCCAGCAGGAGGGCUUCGGCUGGAUGGACAUGACCAUCCACCAAGGCAAACGCUGGAGCGCAGCCUGCGCGUACCUGCACCCCGCACUCAGCCGGCCCAACCUCACGGCCGAGGCCCGGACGUUGGUGAGCAGGGUGCUGUUUGAAGGCACCCGCGCCGUGGGCGUGGAGUACAUCAAGAACGGCCAGCGCCACAGGGCUUACGCCAGCCAGGAGGUGAUUCUGAGCGGAGGUGCCAUCAACUCCCCGCAGCUGCUCAUGCUUUCCGGCGUCGGCAACGCAGACGACCUCAAGAAGCUGGGCAUCCCCGUGGUGUGCCACCUUCCGGGAGUCGGUCAGAACCUGCAAGACCACCUGGAGAUAUACAUCCAGCAGGCAUGCACCCGCCCCAUCACCCUCCACACAGCACAGAAGCCCCUGAGGAAGGUCCGGAUUGGUCUGGAGUGGCUCUGGAAGUUCACAGGGGACGGAGCCACGGCCCAUCUGGAGACAGGAGGGUUCAUCAGGAGCCGGCCUGGGGUCUCCCACCCGGACAUCCAGUUCCACUUCCUGCCGUCCCAAGUGAUUGACCAUGGGCGAGUCCCCACCCAGGAGGAGGCUUACCAGGUGCACGUGGGGACCAUGCGGGCCACGAGUGUGGGCUGGCUCAAGCUGAGGAGCGCCAACCCGCACGACCACCCUGUGCUGCAGCCCAACUACUUGUCCACAGAAGCCGACAUUCACGAUUUCCGCAACUGCGUGAAGCUGACCAGAGAGAUCUUCGCCCAGGACGCCCUGGCACCGUUCCGGGGGAAAGAGCUCCAGCCGGGAAGCCACGUGCAGUCCGACAAAGAGAUCGACGCCUUUGUGCGGGCGAAAGCCGACAGCGCCUACCACCCCUCGUGCACCUGCAAGAUGGGCCAGCCCUCCGACCCCGCGGCCGUGGUGGACCCGCAGACCAGGGUGCUCGGGGUGGAAAACCUCCGUGUGGUCGACGCGUCCAUCAUGCCCAGCGUGGUGAGCGGCAACCUGAACGCCCCCACGAUCAUGAUGGCGGAGAAAGCGGCCGACAUCAUCAGGGGGCGGCCCGCGCUCUGCGACAAGGACGUGCCCGUGUACAAACCCAGGACCCUGGACACCCAGCGCUGA
Pipistrellus nathusii (Nathusius's pipistrelle) is the source of this 1785-nucleotide messenger RNA. NCBI's taxonomy places the organism in Eukaryota, Metazoa, Chordata, Mammalia, Chiroptera, Vespertilionidae. The record is from the annotation of a GenBank genome assembly.